CCAAAAGAACCAAAUUUGUCUUCAAAAAAACUCGUAGCAGCUGGAAUCAGUGCCUGCCUAGGAGUCAGGGUUUUACUUGCAGAAGAAUGCGCUAAACUGCCCGGUCAUCCGUUGGUAAAGAAAUUGACAAUUCCUGAUUUAUUUCACUUUACAAAUCCUUCCUUGAUGAGCGUCAGCAGAAGAGAUCAUGGUGCUGGAGUUGAAGAAAUCGAUGUCCUUUUAAAGAGUACUGGCGGCUCAACAGAUAUAUUGGGUAUCUCGAGCGAUGCCACAGUGUCCGAUUUGCGUCGACUAAUAGCCCUAAAUGCCCAUCUUCCCGAGGAUUAUCUGCAAUUGAUUCACAGAUCAUGUCGAAUUGAAGAUGAGAAUCCUAUCGGCCAAGAAGGAAUCGGACAUGGCUCAGUUGUCCACGUGCAUUCUUUUGGAGAAGCCGCAAGGGCGGUAGUGUAUGAAAUGGACGAAUCGCUUCUUGACCGGCGGUUUAAUUAUGAUUUCACCAAGCUGGAUGAUGGUGACACUGAAUUCAUCAGAGGCGGACAUCCAUAUCAGCGUCCAUGCGGGUUUUUUAGGCAUGGGAUCAAAGUUAAGGGUCAAUACGAAGAUGAUAUCUGGCUCGGAGAUCUAGGACAUCGAACACACUCUACACCUAACGAAUGGCCUGUAAGCUACCAUGGUUCAAAGAUGACGAACAGCAAUAUCCCUUUCGGAAACAGUGGUGCAUCGUCAUCUACUAAUGGUGUAGAGGGCGUCCUCACCACUCCAUCUCUCGACAUUAUUGCUGACAAAUUUGCAGAAAACUUUCUCUUCGAAGGUAACACAUAUCAAAUAGCUCUGCAGAAUCGGAUCAACCCAGAUGAAGUUAAUGGUCACAUGGUUGUAAUACCCGGAGAUGUUGAGCCUCCUAUUGAUUAUUGGUUGUCACCUAAACAAGACCCAUCAAAAUGUACGAAUGACGUCAGACCAUACGGUAUUCUUAUUCGCAUGGUGGUCGAAGAGUGA
Molecule: messenger RNA, 999 nt
Organism: Anneissia japonica
Lineage: Eukaryota; Metazoa; Echinodermata; Crinoidea; Comatulida; Comatulidae
Exons: 1
Molecular function (GO): protein binding
Source: RefSeq, a predicted model, not a curated record